UUGUUUUUAUUCUCCAUCAGUGUUGCUCAGAGUCAGUCAACACUGGAGGCCAAACUGAAGGCCCUGCAGUGUCACUUCACCUGGGACAUCAACCCCAGCAGGUCCAAACUUUUAUGUGUCAAGGAGGAGCUGGAGGACAUCGGCACAGAGGAGGGAAACAGCUGGCUGGGUCACAUUUACAACCUGCAGGGGUACAUUCACUACCAGCUGGGCUCCACUGAAGACGCCCGGCGUUUCUUGAGCAAAGCCGCAGAGGCCUUCCGCCGGUCAAGAAACACCGUCUCAGAUGAAGGUCCCUGGUUGUUGGUGAACUACGGGAACCUGGCUUGGCUGCACCACCACCUGGGAGAACAAGCAGAGUGUCAGACUUACCUGUCAAAGGUCGACACCCUGCUGAAAGAAUAUCCAUCUCCAUCCCAUGACGAGCUCCAUCCAGAGAUCUACGCUGAAAAAGCCUGGACCCUGAUGAAGUUCGGCAAAAAUAAAAAGCCUCUGGUGGCAGAUUACUUCCAGAGAGCCAUCAGGAUGCAGCCGGACAUGGUGGAGUGGAACACCAGCCGUAUCAUAGCGUUAGUGAAUGCUGUUAGGUUCGACAACACACCAGUGGGGGACGACGUCCUGGAGGAAAUGAGAAUGGCCAAGGAACAGGAUCCAGAGAACUUGUACCUUGCUGCUCAGUACCUUGAGCAACGUGCUAAGACAGGAGAAAGAAUUAAAGAUGAAGCACGUGAAUUAGCCAGAAAGGUUUUGGAAAAUCCUGUCAGCAGCUACAGUGGUAUCAAAGUGUUAUUAAAUGUUUACAAAUACUAUGUAUCUGUUGAUGAAGCUGUUGCUCUGGCAGAGGAGGCUCUGAAAAAGCAUCCAGAUGAACGUUACCUGAAGAGAUGUGCUGCACUCUGCUACAGAUGGAGGAUUGUUUUGGCCAGGGACAGACGCUUAAAGCAAAGCACGAUAGACAGAGGAAUCAGUCUCCAUAAAGAAUUGAUUCCUCUUUACACUGAUUCACUUCUGAACAAAAUAACCCUCGCAAAUAUAUACGCAAAGUCAAAUCAUAGCCAGUAUGAAGCUGAGAAGAUUUACCAGGAACUACUAGAAAUGGAUCUGGAACCUUCAGAGAAACAGUUGAUUUACAACUACUACGCAAAACACUUAAACAUUGUUCGACGAGAUUACAACGGGUCGAUAGAAUAUCACAUGAAGGCAGCAGAGAUACCGCACCAAUCUUACUAUCGAGAGUACAGCAUCAAAUUUCUGAGGAAGAUUAAAGAAAAAAACAGGAGCCGAAGGUGUGGAGAAAUAGAGGAGUUACUGGCCAAACUGGAAGUCUAGAAAAUCCUAAAUCUAGUAGAAAGUGAAGGCACGAUAUGUUUUUGGAUUCAUACAUAACUUUGGUGUUUUCUAUAUAACUGGUGUGUUGAUUUUGUUUUGAUUGUUGUUUGAAGUUUAAAUAAGAACAUAAUGCACUUUGUAUGAAAUAUGCUUUGCUGUAAGCUUUGUGGUAGUGAAAAAUAAAACUGUCUGAUGAGAAAUGUAAAGAUUAAUAUGAUGUAUAACCUGAAUAUAAUCACAAAGUGGAACUGAUUGUGUUGGUAGAAACUUGUAUCUCACUUGUACACUAUACUAAUACUAUUAAAUAAACAAUAUAAAAUCUAAUAUGUUUGUUUUGGUGGUUCAUUUACAAGAUAUUCAUGUUCUCUAUGAAUUAUGAAGGGAUCUUCUAAUGGUCAGUAUGAAGAGGAGGAAUGAUUACAGCAAGAAAAACAGGUUUAAUUUUCA
Molecule: messenger RNA, 1776 nt
Organism: Thunnus maccoyii (southern bluefin tuna)
Lineage: Eukaryota; Metazoa; Chordata; Actinopteri; Scombriformes; Scombridae
Product: interferon-induced protein with tetratricopeptide repeats 1B-like
Exons: 1
Biological process (GO): defense response to virus
Cellular component (GO): cytosol
Molecular function (GO): protein binding
Source: RefSeq, a predicted model, not a curated record